AUGGACUCUACAGCUCACUCUGGGAAUUCUAGCAACCAUCAAGACAUCCAUCCGUCUCCUCCGCCCGACGAGACAGAGCUAGCUAAAAACAAGACAUCACCUCUCAAGAAGACUGUCGCCACCCGCCAGAGGUACCUCACCACGGGGAAGAUUGGCGAAGAGGACCGUCCUGAAUUCCGCUACAAUCUGUCCGACGACAUGAUGCCUUACUUUGCCGAAGUUGAGGCCGAUGGCUUCCUCGAGACUCACUUGCCUGGUGAAGACUUCAAACACAAUGCUAGGAAGGAGCCCUUGAGAUUCAAUACAGAGUUGCUCAAAAAUAAUGAGCGCGAAAUGGCAGAAGAGUUUGUCCACGUCGCAAGCCCUGCACUCAAGAGGGGUGGUUCCAAACCACUCGUAGCCAAGAUCACUGCAGACUUGCCGGAUUCUACAGAGUCAACUGGGUUUGGUCAAGGUGGCAAGAAGAGACCUGACGUCGUCCUCUAUCCCAACAACAAAGAGGCAGUCAAGGACUACGCCCUGUCGAAGGACGACAUCGAGGGACUCAAGAAGGGGAGGGACAAAAGAAAGACACUCAAAAGUUCAAAGGACCAAAUCGAGGAAUCGGAAUACAAUUUCAGUCAUCUUGCUCGGACAUGUUGGUCGUGGGUCUGCGUACCCGUGGAGCUCAAGGCAGAUCAUCAACAUUCGGCGUUCGGAUUCGGCAAUGAUCCGAAUUUCCUUCCUGGUGGUCGAAAGAGGCGAGGUGCAAGGGGCCAACUUGCCGACUAUGCUGCCAGAAUUCUUCAGCGCCAACACCUCCUAUUCUUCUUCAUGAUCGCAAUCACUCGCAACGAGGCGCGACUCAUGCGCUGGGACCGGGCUGGUGCUAUCGUCACCCAACCCCUCGAUCUCAGAGACCCCGAUCAAGCGGACAAGCUACUAACGUUUCUGUAUCGAUUAAGCAGGGCGAAGCCCGAACAACGCGGCUGCGACCGAACCGUUCAGCGUGCGACCAAGAAGGAGAUCGACUUGAUGCGAGAGGCAAAGGACUCCAUCCCUGAAGGCGACUACCGUCUGAAGCGCCUGAACUUGGCUAUGGCCGAGGGCUGGCCCGUCUACAAGGUGCUAUGUCGUGAGGACGACGUUGUAUCUGUGGACGCCUGGCGUGCUACUAGCACGAAUACUGACUCUGCAUCUUCCACUGUACCUCCGCCUUCUUUGUCUCUAGCUAAUAUCGGCUUACUAUCCGAGGACCCUGAUCCCUUUGGGCCUGGUACAUCCUCGACAGCUCGGACUGCAUGGAAAGCUCGCAACCGCCCUGCUGUACAUUAUCGGUGCUUCUUGAUCUGCAAACACGACUUUUCGAGCGACUCUCCUAUCGGGCGUGGCACAAGGGGAUACCUUGCAUACGACAUGAAGACUGGCAAAUUUGUAUACUUAAAGGACUCUUGGCGCGUCUCCACAGGAAACUCGGAGAUCAAGGUCUAUCAGCGUUUGCAUGAGCGUGGUGUCGAAAAUAUUGCAACACCGAUUUAUGGUGGCGAUGUCGCGGAUAUCGACGGGACUCUGCACCGAACGUUGGCUCAGAAGCACAACCGCAAGGCAGAAUACAUCCAUUGUCGGCUUGUCGUGGAAGAAAUCGGUGAGUCCAUCCUGGACUAUCCCACCAGCAAAGACUUGGUGGCGGUGAUGUAUGGCGCUAUCAUUGCACAUCAACAGGCUUGCGAGAAAGCUAAAGUAAUGCACCGGGACAUCAGCGAGGCAAAUAUGCUCAUGAUCCCAGAUCCUAAAUCACCAACACGUGGCGUUACGAAGAGAGGGAUCCUCAUCGAUUGGGAUCUAUGCAAAUUAUACGAUGAGCUCAUGGACGGCGCUAAGCAAAGCAACCGUUCAGGAACAUGGCAAUUCAUGUCCGCGUUGCUUCUCUUGAGGCCGGGUUUCAAACAACAUACUGUUGCCGACGAUUUGGAAUCGUUCAUGCACGUCCUCAACUGGAUCUGUCUGCGGUACCACGAUACCCUCCAUGAAGAUCUACAAGCGCAUGUAAGCCUCGUUUUCGACGGAUCCAAAAAGGGAGAUCUAGAGAAUCGGACUGGCGGUGGCGAGAAGUUUCUUCGUAUACUCAAAGGUAUUCCGUCUGCGGAGCUGUCUGACUCGACGCCCCUACAGGUCCUGGUUGACGCACUAGUCGAAUUGUGCCAAGCUCACUACAACGCCACCGAUCUUACACCAUACGCCAAAUUCUUCCGUAAGAAGGCACCUAUUCCGGCAAGCUGGUUCGAGGACGGGGAACACCCUGAUGUGCUCGGGUUCGAGAGUUCCGAAGAGCAGUCCGAGAACACCCACGAGCCCGUUGCAGCGGCAGUCGAUACCAUGAAAUACCCGCCAUUUUCGACCCAUGAGAAGAUUCUUCGUGUUUUCGAGAAAGCUCUUCUUGUUCGUGCUGAUGUAUACCCCAUAAAACAGGACGACAAAUUCGCGCAGUUCGCAAAAAUCGAUCGAUCUCAAUACUCUGUUCACUCUUCCUUCUCUGGGUCAAAACGAUACUCGGAAGAGCUUGGAGAUGGAGGAGAUGAAGAGCAGCCACUUGCGAAGAAACUUAGGCCCGCGAGGACGAAGCAACAGCCAUCGCACACACUCGGCGCAAUUAUUGAGAACGAGGCGACCAGGGACCAACCGGUUGCGGGAGGAUCCCAGGCUGCCGGUCAUCGAGAUGGCUGA
This is a messenger RNA of Postia placenta MAD-698-R-SB12, 2703 nucleotides long. RefSeq lists its product as hypothetical. The transcript is spliced from 4 exons. The coding region runs from base 1 to 2703 and encodes 900 amino acids. Lineage: Eukaryota; Fungi; Basidiomycota; Agaricomycetes; Polyporales; Adustoporiaceae. The record is from RefSeq and is a predicted model, not a curated record.